Melanotaenia boesemani (Boeseman's rainbowfish) is the source of this 4768-nucleotide messenger RNA. RefSeq names its product potassium voltage-gated channel, Shaw-related subfamily, member 1b (gene kcnc1b). Gene Ontology annotation, molecular function: delayed rectifier potassium channel activity; protein binding. Bases 1013 to 2806 code for a protein of 597 amino acids. NCBI's taxonomy places the organism in Eukaryota, Metazoa, Chordata, Actinopteri, Atheriniformes, Melanotaeniidae. The record is from RefSeq and is a predicted model, not a curated record. Gene Ontology annotation, cellular component: dendrite membrane; voltage-gated potassium channel complex; axon. Gene Ontology annotation, biological process: protein homooligomerization; potassium ion transmembrane transport. The transcript is spliced from 4 exons.
UACAGCUGCUCCGAGCGACGAACUAAUGCGAGAAUUUUUUAAAGGGGGGUAAAUAAAAAAGUGGUCAGAUUUGACAAUUUCAGCAUCCUUAACAGGGAAACUUGACAGCCUGUUUUAACAGGCUAAAUGCAGGAUCCUCCACUGGGCAUGCUCAAUCUGAUCUAAGUGAGGAGCAGGGCUCAGUGUGAAUAACAGGCAGUUUGGGCGUUUUGGAGGUUUGUCGCCCUCUCAUCUUUGAUUUUUCUCUAUUUGAUCACGUAGCAGAAUUAGAGACGGGAUUUUCCUUUAAACAGACUGUGGGAAUCUUCUUCUUUGCAAGGCAUAAAUGACGGGGAAAAGUCUCUGAGAAGGGUAGCGUCUAUCUGCUGAGACAAAGACCUGCUGUUUCGUGGCGGCGUGUCGUCAAAGGCAGAGAGGGAGCUGGUUGAGCUAAGUGUGAAGGAGGUGAUUCUGUAGGCAGCAGCAGAGGGACUGAGAAGCGCCGAGUCUCCUUCGAGAGCUGCCGGACAGGCGCUGUCCGCUCAGCACCACCGCAGUCACCUUGCUGUGAAAGUCACAAACCUACUCAGGACUCAUCUGAUCAAUUGCAGCAACCUGGUGAAUCCAAUGAGGUGGAUUUAAUCUGUUGACGGGGGGCGGAAAUUGGCCCGCGUUGUGCUUUUAUCUCGACAUCUUGGAUUUACCAGCGAUGUGACGUCCAUUCUUAAUGUGAUCCUAUUGGCUGCAAGCAUUUUGGAUUUCGAUUCUAUGCCUUUCAGAGAGUUCGACAGCUGCAACUGUUUAAGAUCCUCUAACUGCAUGACAAGUGCUUCUAGAAAAUACAGGGUAUGAAAGGGAUGUAGCCUGGUGCGUGUCAAGCAGCACUAUUUUCUUUCCUAUUCCGUAAGAAAAGACAGGUUGCUCUGUGCGUAAUUGUUAGUCAGUCUGGUCAGCUGUGUGCAUGGUUACAAGGUGCGCUUAGACUUGCCUUUGAGAUGAGGGGAACUUAUUGGAGAAAUGCCUAGGGGACGCAAUGGGCCUGAGCGACGACAAGGAUCGCAUUGUUAUAAACGUGGGAGGGAUCAGACAUCAGACAUACCGCAGCACCCUGCGCACACUACCUGGCACUCGCCUGUCCUGGCUGGCCGAGCCUGAUGCACCCAACCACUUUGACUAUGAUGCCAAGAUCGAGGAAUUUUUCUUCGACCGCCACCCUGGCGUUUUUGCACAUAUCCUUAAUUACUACAGGACAGGGAAACUACACUGCCCUGCUGAUGUCUGCGGGCCGCUCUAUGAGGAGGAACUGGCCUUCUGGGGCAUUGAUGAGACAGACGUGGAGCCAUGCUGUUGGAUGACCUAUCGUCAGCACCGGGAGGCAGAGGAGGCCCUUGAUAGUUUCGGUGGAGGGGGCCUGUUAGACCUGGGGAGCGAAGAUCCUGAGCCCGAGCAGGAGCAUGCUGAGGACGAUGCAGAUGAAAUGACGAGGAGGCUGGCACAGGGGGACUCACCUGAUGUCAGGAGUGGGAACCUGUGGAGUCGGUGGCAGAAACGUGUUUGGGCUCUGUUUGAGGACCCCUACUCUUCUAAAUAUGCAAGGUGGAUAGCACUGGCCUCACUGUUCUUCAUUCUGGUGUCCAUCACCACUUUCUGUCUUGAGACCCAUGAGGCCUUCAACCCGAUCAUGAACCGCACUGAGGAGGAGCAUGUGGACAAUACCACAGUGAUUACCACCUACCAGGAGACUGAGACUGCGCCCUACCUCACCUACAUUGAAGGUGUUUGUGUGGUGUGGUUUACCUUUGAAUUUCUAAUGCGAAUAACUUUCUGUCCAAACAAAUUUGAUUUCAUUCGCAACACGCUCAACAUAAUUGACUUUGUGGCCAUCCUCCCCUUCUACCUAGAGGUGGGUCUCAGUGGGCUCUCCUCCAAAGCAGCUAAGGAUGUGUUGGGUUUCCUGAGAGUGGUCCGCUUUGUGCGGAUCCUGCGUAUCUUCAAGCUGACCCGUCAUUUUGUGGGACUGCGUGUGCUGGGCCACACUUUGAGGGCCAGCACCAAUGAGUUCCUUCUCCUCAUCAUUUUCCUUGCUCUUGGUGUCCUCAUUUUUGCCACGAUGAUCUACUACGCUGAACGGAUUGGCGCUAACCCCAACGACCCAGGAGCCAGCGAUCACACACAAUUCAAGAACAUCCCAAUUGGAUUCUGGUGGGCUGUGGUGACCAUGACGACCCUUGGCUACGGAGAUAUGUACCCUCGGACGACCUUUGGUAUGCUGGUUGGAGCUCUGUGCGCCUUGGCAGGUGUGCUGACCAUUGCCAUGCCUGUCCCUGUGAUUGUCAACAAUUUUGGAAUGUAUUACUCGUUGGCCAUGGCAAAACAGAAACUACCAAAGAAAAAAAACAGGCAUAUCCCUCGGGCUCCCCAGCCAGGUUCUCCUAACUAUUGUAAGUCAAGCAUCAGCUCCCAGCAUCUGAGCCCAAUUGCCCAUGACGAUGUUUUCGAGAUCAAAUUUCAAGACUCAAAGCUGAACGGUGAGGCGGCUAAUGCAGCUCUGGCUAAUGAAGAUUGCCCCCACAUAGACCAGGCAAUAUCUCCAGAGGAAAUCUUCAGCCCCAGUGAGAGAGAGCGGCCCUGCUUCCUGGUCACCACUGCUGAAUGCCCCAACCACACAGGGGGGAGAUUGAGGAGGGGUUAUGAAAAGCCUUGGAGCCUUAACAGCAUGUCUGGCAUGAGCGGGGAUGCCUCUGGAGUGUCCUCAGUGUCCGCCCUGCCCUGCAGCCCACCCUGUCUAAUGCAACACUCACAUUCUCCCAUCCCAUCCAUUAUGUAGCAUGGUUGAGUAGCAGACACAAUGCCAUUGGAAGGCCAGUCCACACUCCUCCUUAUUAUCUUUCCUGUCAAAUUUUCCUUUGACACUUGCCUUCGCUCUUGCUUUGUUUUUCCUUUUCAUUUUGUCUCUUUAUUUUUCUGAAAAAAAUUGUAUCUUAACUGUGCUUAUACUCAAGCUUCCCAAGUGUUCUCCUUGGGUGUGUCAUGAAAUCCUAGAAUAGACAACAUUGGCACAUGCCACUCUGCAUGGGUCAGCUCAGCUGCAGACAAAGCACUGUUCUAUUGCAGGCUACUCCACAUUUUCCCCCCCUGUGUUUACAUCAUUGCCUGUUGCUCUGUUGCUUUUGAUCUCUCAUACUUUUCUGCUAAGAACUUUGAUCUCAUUUGCUUUUAACAAUUUUGUGAAACUUUCAUGAGAUGUAACCCCUGCUAAUAGUAUGCUGGACAUUAAUAACACAUGGCUUUUAAACAUAUCCAAAAGCUGUUAAGGCAACUCUUAAGUGCUUUGUGAGUUGCAAAGUAGAGACGUUCACAUUCUAAAGGUGCAAUCCAGAGAAGACUUAAUGUUAGCUGAGUGGCUAUUACAAAAUUAUUUGAACAUGAUGUUCAUGAUGUCCAAUGCAAUAUGGAGAUGAUGACAAUUCCUAUGAAUACAUCUAUUGUCAACAGAACUAAAAUGUUCAUUUGCAUGAAUUGCAUGAGAAAUUAUGUUCAUAAAGAAGCUUACUGUAAUGCAGUACCUGUAAGAAAAAAAAAACAUAUUUCUUUGAAAAGCUUUUAAAGCUUUGUCAUUUUUAUGCAUUCUGAGACAGCUUUACAAGAGACUCAGUCAUAGCAGAGAUUUCCAUGUAGCUGCCAUUCUUUGCCUUUCCCCAAAUUCAUAUAUUUAUUUUCUUGAAUUUAUUUUAAUGGGGCACCCAACUAAAACAGUGCGAUUUAACUUGAACAAUCUGCCAUAAAGACAACCAAUGCUAUUAUGAGCACAAAUAGUUUUUGUACCACUAUAUUUACUGGUAGUUAUGCAUUUUUAAAAUGUAUUAACGAUCUGCAGCAAAUUCUGUAACUGCUGUGCUGCUAAAUUGGUGCAGGACUUACAAAUCGUAAAACAAUGGUGCCUUCAUACCUGGUGAGGCAAAGUAAAAGUGAGGAAAAAAUUGACAAGAUAUGACACUAGUGCUCAAGGUGUAGCAUCAUUACUCCGUAUACCAUGCUCAUAACAGUGUAACAAAAGCUUUAUUUCAUAAAGGGGCACCUUGUACCUUUUGAAACACUAUCAUACUUUUAAUCACAGCAAAAAAUGCCGUCUUACUUAUAGUUAUUACACCAGUAAACACACACUAGGAUUUAACCUUUAGUGGGAUGCAUAGUACCAAGUAAAAAAGAAAAAAAAGAGCCAAAACUCAUUCAGCCCACAGCUCUUUUUUGUAUAUUAAAAGCACAAAAUAUUACAGAAAGGGACCAGGUAUCAUAGCAUAUGGAGUUAUGAUCAGCCAGAUGUUAUAAAGACUACUGCUGUAUAUUAAUACAAGUGAUAUUUCAAUACAUCAGUACUAUUACACGUAUUGAUACUGUCCCAAUAAUUAUGCACAAGUUUUUCAGGGCACUUUAUCAAAUUUUACAUAGACUAAUUAGAAAUGUUCAUUUCUAUGAGAAGAUAUAGUGAAAUCAUUAUAGCAACUCAUCUAAUUAAUGUUCUUAUUCCAAAUGAGCAGAGUUUUACAUUUUAAGUCAUGUCUCGUGUGGUAAUUAAUAAACGUUAUCUAUCUAUAUAUAUAUAUUAAAAAAACAAACAAAAAAAAAACAAUUGUGACAAUUUUAUGUGAAGAGAUGCAAGUGAAUCAUGUGGUCAUGCAAUUCAAGUGGGGUAAAAGAAGAAAAAAAAAGUUCAAUAUGACCUAGAAUCUGAUGUGGGUCUACUUGGGGAAAGGUAAAUGCAUGUAUUUUACAUUUAUGCAAAAGAAAA